GUAUUCUAGAUGUACCCACUUUAUCCUGAUCGUUAUCUGCAGCAAAUGUCAACUUCCACUCCCCCCCGACAGAUCGAACGUCUUCCACCCUCCGCCAGAAACAUGCCAAAGGAUCGUUCGAGAAUAAAUCACGCUUGCGAAUCGUGUCGGCGACGGAAGACGAGGUGCGACGGCGAAAGGUUCCUUUCUCUCCCAUACGACGCUGGCUGAAACCACUGCGAUGCCUGUUCAACUGACCUUGCUCCUCGCGAUCCCCAGGCCGACUUGCGGGAAUUGCACUAGGUUUCUCAUAAUCUGCCGAUAUGCCGAUGGAAAGCGGGAAUCGGCGAGAAAAAGGACGCGGGAAUUGGAAGCGCAGGUUCAGAUUUACGAGAACCUUCUGCGGGAGCUCGAAAGCACUCUCGACGGACCGGAAAAACUCGCAGUGCAGAAUGCGCUCGCAGCGGGGCCGUUUACACUUGUGCCGCCAUCGGAACCCACGGAUUUCCCAAGCGACGACGGCAGCGAUCUCUCCAUGUCGGACGAUGAGGGCUCCAUUGGCUCCAAUGACACUCUUGCCGACGAUAUCAACACGCUCUCCGUCAACAAGCCGACUGGGUACAUGGGUCGCGGAUCGGAGGUCUCGUGGCUAAGGUCGCUACGACAAGCACUCGAGCUGGACGAGGCUGCGGAGGAUGAGGCGCUUCGUGAGAUUUGCGCGAGGAAAGGUGAUCCCGGUAGUUUGACCGAUGCCGGGCUGGACAUGGUUGGAGCUACCUAUCACCUCGACGAUAUCGAUCUAUCUCUAAGCGGGGAUAAAUAUCAGAUCGACACCUAUCAUAUCCCUCCCAAAAACAUCGCCGACGAGCUCGUUAGGCGGUACUUUGACACUGUCCACCCAUUAGUUCCCAUCAUCUCGAAACCGGAAUUCGAGGCAGCGUACGAAGCACUCCAUGCUAGCGGUCCCACCAGGAUCGCCAACCACUGGUUGAUGAUCAUCAACCUCGUUUUCGCCUCUGGCUCGCGCUCGGGCGAGAGUGUUGGAAUAGACAUGGGCUGUUCCCAUCUCGAAUGCUUCAACAGAGCUCGGGUCCUUGGGGCAUUGGACGGCGGCACGUUAUUCGAAAUUGCCGUGCUAAAGGACGUACAGGCGUUGGGCCUCGCCGGGAUAUAUCUCCUUGGUAGCAAGCAAACGAAUCGCGCGUGGAAUGCCGUAGGACUUGCCAUCAGGCUAGCACUUGGGUUAGGCCUACACCUCCGCAUGUUGGAUUCGAAACUCGACGAGCAUCAGCGGCAGAUGCGAGUGCGCGUGUGGUAUUCGGUGGAAUACCUCGAGGCAACCUUGUCUCUCGUGACCGGACGUCCGACGGUUCUACAAGAGGUGGAUCUGAGCCAGAUUCCCCGCUCCGCAUCGAUCGCGGAUAGCUCUCCGGACGCCUACUACAGCGCUCUGAUAAAACUAUCCGUGAUAAUAACGGUCGUGCAGAGUCAAAUAUACUCGACAACGGCCUUCGGGACUGUGGAGAAUAAAGGAAAGAGGGCAUUGAAGGAGGCUAUCCGUGUUCUGCGCCGGAGACUCGACCAUUGGAAGUGGGAAUUGCCACCGAUCCUGAACUUCUCAACACCCUGUGAGGAUCAGGGCCUAAUUACACAGAGAGCGGACCUUGCACUCCGCUACUACAAUUCGAUGAUUCUUGUUUACUUCAACAGUAUGUCUCGGCGGUAUUCCAAACGAGACGCUGCCGAAUGUGUAGCUGCCGCUCGCGCGAUGCUGUCUCUUAUCCUCCACCACACCGACAACAAGACGGCCGGUGUACUACCCUGGUGGUGUCUCUUGCAUUAUCUAGUGUGCGCUGAAGCUGUACUCUUGCAUGAGAUCGUGCGGAACAACGAUCUCGACUUUUGCCAACAGCUAGUCGAAGAGGCACGUCGGCCAUUGGAGUGGUUAAAUGUCGUUGGCAGUGUUGACCUGGCAGCACAGCGGGUCGACACACAGUUGGGAAGAUUGUUAGGACAUGUUGAAGCUAAGCUGGAGUCGAAGCGCGGGUUGCAGGCGGCAGGUUUGGUCGGGCAACAGCAGUGGCCAUCGUUUCCGAUCCCGCCACAGGGCAUGUAGGAUACGGGUUUCUUGCAUUCAUGGCGUUGGACUGUUAAUUUUAUGUAAUACCAUCAGAUCCCUUUGAUUUUUUCCACGGAGUCGAGCUACGGCACGGGGG
Tricharina praecox is the source of this 2195-nucleotide messenger RNA. RefSeq names its product fungal-specific transcription factor domain-containing protein. The transcript has 7 exons. NCBI's taxonomy places the organism in Eukaryota, Fungi, Ascomycota, Pezizomycetes, Pezizales, Pyronemataceae. Bases 221 to 2095 code for a protein of 624 amino acids. Gene Ontology annotation, molecular function: zinc ion binding; DNA binding; DNA-binding transcription factor activity, RNA polymerase II-specific. Gene Ontology annotation, biological process: regulation of DNA-templated transcription; DNA-templated transcription. The record is from RefSeq and is a predicted model, not a curated record.